AUGGGCAACCUUCGCAUCUCAAAGAUCACGAAGGAGUACCCUGAUCGGAUGAUGCUCACAUUUUCUGUGUUUCCCUCACCCAAGGUUUCGAACACUGUUCUUGAUCCAUACAAUGCAACACUGUCUGUCCAUCAGUUGGUUAAGAAUGCUGAUGAGUGCAUGGUUCUUAACAAUGAGGUACUUUAUGACAUUUGCUUUCCAACUCUGAAGCUUACCGAACCUAGCUUAAUUCAAUUCAGUUUUUAUAAUUUGCACAUUGGCAGAUCUGUUGAUGUUAUUGUGGCAUAG
Miscanthus lutarioriparius is the source of this 288-nucleotide messenger RNA. The record is from the annotation of a GenBank genome assembly. NCBI's taxonomy places the organism in Eukaryota, Viridiplantae, Streptophyta, Magnoliopsida, Poales, Poaceae.